Molecule: messenger RNA, 1816 nt
Organism: Ipomoea nil (Japanese morning glory)
Lineage: Eukaryota; Viridiplantae; Streptophyta; Magnoliopsida; Solanales; Convolvulaceae
Exons: 8
Coding region: 342-1502 (386 amino acids)
Biological process (GO): regulation of peptide transport
Cellular component (GO): membrane
Source: RefSeq, a predicted model, not a curated record
UGUCCUAACUGAUGAAAUACCUAACACAUUUUCCCUCUCUUCCAACCGUAUUGGCCUUAAAUAUUCAUCCUUUUCCUGUUUGUACCUUCUGUUCUGCCUCCAGCAUCAACAACAGCCUCGAACACUUGUAUUGCAAUCCACCUACCAACCUUGGGUCGCUUCACAUUUCUCCCUGGGAAUGAAUUGAACCCUUAUUUCUUGUUUCUCAAUUUUCUUGCUGGAAAAAAAGAGGGAGGGAGGAACGAACAAAUGCUCAACAACUGCUGGAAGAUCUGAGACUCUCAAGAUCUUCUUUCUUGUUUCUUUAUUACAAACAAAUAUUGGGUUUUCAAUCUUCAAUAAUGAUGGGGUGGAGAUACAAAGCUGGUCUCUUCCUUAUUGCUGCGGUUGUUAUCAUUUGGGUCACCUCUGCUGAAGUCACCCAGGACAUUUUCACGGACUACAAGCAACCGUUUGCAGUGACAUAUCUUGGAGCUUCUUUACUCGUAAUUUAUCUCCCGGUAGCAUUUCUUAAGGAUUCGAUACGCAGUUGUCUUGAGAGACAGCCUAACAAAAGUAAUAAAAGCACUGGAAACAACGAUGAAUCAUGCAUUGGCUUUAGCCCUACAAAAGUCUUUGAGAUUGAAAUUCAAGCCUUGAAUAGAAAAGACAGUGAUGCAAAUAUUAUAGGUGAGGAAGGACUGCCAUUGAUUAGAAAUGGCACGGGUGAUGCUAAUCAGAUUAAUCAGAAUAAACAGGUUUCAACCAGAGAAAUCGCUCAAUAUGGAUUUUUUAUUGCCCCUAUCUGGUUUGUUACAGAGUACUUUUCAAAUGCUGCACUUUCCUAUACCAGUGUGGCAAGUACAACUGUCUUAUCUGCUACUUCGGGAUUAUUCACUCUUCUUUUUGGUGUACUUUUGGGACAAGACACCGUAAAUGUGACUAAGGUAGUUGCGGUGUUAGUUAGCUUCGCUGGUGUUAUUAUGACCACUUUAGGGAAAACUUGGGCAGCUGAUGAACCUGAGUUAAAUUCUUCGUUAGAUGGGGAGCGCUCUCUUAUUGGGGAUUGUUUUGGCCUUUUAUCUGCAACAACAUAUGGGCUGUUUACAGUACUUCUUAAAAAGUUUGCCGGUGAAGAAGGAGAAAGGGUUGAUAUGCAAAAGUUGUUUGGGUACAUGGGAUUAUUUUCCCUCGUGGCUAUGUGGUGGCUUGUAUGGCCAUUGACAGCCGUGGGCAUCGAACCCAAGUUUACGAUUCCUCAUUCUGCUAAAACUGAUGAAAUUGUCCUCGCCAAUGGACUUGUUGGAAGUGUUAUCUCUGACUACUUUUGGGCGUUAUGCGUCGUUUGGACAACUCCAGUGGUAGCCACCUUGGGGAUGUCUCUUACAAUUCCACUCGCAAUGGUAGCUGACAUGGUAAUUCAUGGGCGCCAUUAUUCCACGGUUUAUAUUCUCGGUUCUGUCCAGGUAUUUGUUGGGUUUGUAAUAGCUAACGUUUCAGAACGAAUCACAAAAAUUUUGUGAUUAUAACAUUCUUGAUGCAAAGUUCCUGAUUUUUUGAAGAGGAUACAACAAAACAGUUUCAAGUAUUCACUCACAGAAGUUAUAUAAGUUUCUUUUGCUUAAUUGUAUUUAGUUUGAGUAGAGCUAAGCUAAGAUUGUUCCUAGAACCAUGGCUUAAGGUAACCUUGUCCUAAAAUGCCAAAAAAGUGUCUAUACACACCUUUUUUUUUUCUUUCCUAAUGAUAUGAUAAUCUGGAAAUAUGUAAAUAGAAAGUUGAAAUUCUGUUUGUAUGUAUAGCACUGAAGUUCCUUUUUAUACUAGUCGUUUUACACUA